Xenopus laevis (African clawed frog) is the source of this 2805-nucleotide messenger RNA. It is a transcript of the gene prss56.L, whose product is annotated as serine protease 56-like. Lineage: Eukaryota; Metazoa; Chordata; Amphibia; Anura; Pipidae. The transcript has 16 exons. Bases 254 to 2272 code for a protein of 672 amino acids. The record is from RefSeq and is a predicted model, not a curated record.
AGCUCUCUCAGACAGAGGGACUCUGAUCCUGGAAUCUGCACUGAAAACAGCACUUCAGGCUCUGGAUGUAGCUGUAAAAGAACAAGAGCAAUAUCAGAAGGUUUGCAACUCUUGUGUCCCCUGCCUCUUUCCAGAAUGCACUAACUCAGGAGGACGUUGCAGAGGAAAUUUCCAGCCUGAAGACUCAGAGCCAACAUGUGAUGUGAUCCUGGAGGCUCAUGCAAAUUCGGACCCACUGGAAAGAAGCUGGUCAAUGAGUCAAGUCUGUAGCUUCUACCAUCAGCUGUGUCCUGAGGGGAACCUGACAGAGGACAAAUGUAUCCAAGCCACGGCUGGUCGGUGCCAACUGAAACUUGAAGAGUGCAAGCUGGAAAUGACUAUGGAUUAUUUAAAUACCUCACCAGAAGAUGGAAGUCCAGUGACAUGUGGACAGAAGUUCUCAUCCACCAGCAACAACACAAUCGCUAAGGGCCGCAUUGUGGGUGGGAGCGUAACAUCCCCUGGGUCCUGGCCUUGGUUAGUGAACCUUCGACUAAAUGGAGACCUGAUGUGUGGAGGAGUAUUGUUGGAUGACAUGUGGAUACUUACAGCUGCUCACUGCUUCACUGGGAAUGUUAAUUUACUCCAAUGGACAGUAGUGGUUGGUCAGUAUGAUCUCAGCAAGAAGGUUCAAGGAGAGAAGACUUUUCAAGUUAACAGGAUUGUGACGCAUCCAAAGUUUAACCAGAAAACCUUUGAUAAUGACCUUGCCCUGCUGGAACUAACCAGCUCAGUCACAGCUUCAGAAAGUGCAAGACCAGUGUGCCUUCCGCCAGUGCCUAUAGAUCCAGCCCCUGGCACUAACUGCUACAUUGCUGGAUGGGGCUCCCUCUACGAAGAUGGACCCCUGUCAGAUGUGAUUAUGGAAGCCCAUGUACCAGUUCUUAGCCAAGAAGCUUGUAGAGGCACCCUGGGAAAAGACAUGCUAACCAGCACAAUGUUUUGUGCAGGUUACCUGACUGGUGGAAUAGACUCUUGUCAGGGAGACUCUGGAGGACCACUGACAUGUCAGGAUCCUAUUUCCAAACAAUAUGUUCUGUAUGGAAUCACAUCAUGGGGAGAUGGCUGUGGGGAAAGAGGGAAGCCAGGAAUAUACACGAGAGUCACUGCCUUUACUGACUGGAUCAGCCACCAAAUAAAGAAAUCUCCUCCAAUAAGGGAGCCUACGUGCUUUGAACUGAGUGAACUAGGUAUUCUGCAUGAAAAAGGAAUCAGUUCCCUCUGCUCUUUCUAUAGAACGCUGUGCCCUGUGCCUUUGAGCCAGGAAGCAUGCACACGUUUAACAGAAGAAAGGUGCAAACAGAAACAGCGGCGAUGUGAGCUCCAUUCGUAUUUGCAAACCCUUCUCAGCUUACUGCGCAGGGCAGAGCAUUUCUUGCGGGAUAACAUGGAUUUCUCAUUUUUCACCCAGACUAUUCCACAGUUCAUGGAGCAAGUGUACAGCAAUAUCUUUACCUCUAGAGUCCGCAGGGACAUUCAGAUCCAAGAAACUGAAAUAGUGGAUAAAGAAAUCAGACAUGAUACAUCAGGCAAAUCCAAUGAGUCAUCAGAACAGACUGAAAAUAAUACAGAGAGCAACGAGAUACUGAAAAAUAAAUCCUUCGAAUUGUUAUUUCAAAACUGGGGCCCCGGUCUGCAAGAUUGGAUGAUACAGUUGCGUAAGAUGAUGGAGGAUGAGGAUGCAAGAUCAUUACAGCAGUUCCAGGCAGAUAAACAAAAUAUAGCAAUGGAAAAAAAGCUUUUUCUCCAGAGAAACGAUGAUACAGUGAAAACACUGGAAGUGAUUGGAUGGAAUAUGAUUCACAUGCUGAAAUCAGAACUCCGAAUGGAAAGAGCUGUAAAUUUAUACUUGGAAAUGCCAGCUCUAGAACCAAAGUCCAUUGCUGACCAUUCCCAGAUAAGGAAGAGGGAAGUAACACAAGUGACUGAAGAGGAAAAAGAAAAUCUGGGAGGUUGUGGCCUUCUAGUGGAAGCAGGUCGAAAAGUUCAGUCCAUUAAAGAGAAAUACAGAUGGAUCCUGCAAGUGCCAGAGAGAGACCUCUCCAUGAACUUCCAAGAGAUUCUGGUGGACAUGAACUCUAAGAAUGGUAAAGGCCUCUACAGAGCCCGUGUCAGGGUUCAAGUAGCUGGGAAGCCGACCUCCUUUAUCAGUUUAGUGGGGCUUGAGAACAGUUCUCUCUAUCGUAGCAUGCCAGGAAUCAUUGCUCUCUCAAUGGAUGUUCUAAAAACCUAAAGUCUAUUGGAAAAAGGAGAGGAGAUCAUGAAGCUCAAACUUACAUCUGGGUGCAGGGCCAAAGAAACCCCAGAGAUCACUUCUACAUUGGAAGAAGUCAAUAAGAAGAGAGGCUUGACCAGUCCAAUUAGCGUUAACAGACCAUUGCUAUGAUGAAAGAAAAAUAUAAUUUGCACCUCACUAUUCAUUGUACUAAAGUCCAAUGGGCAAAUCAUAACACAAAACACAAGCAUAUCUAUGUUGUUAGAUGGUCAAACCCUUCAAAGCAAUUUUGGAAGUGACAAUGGGAAAAAAUAUUUUUGACUGUGCCGAAUGCAGUGCAUUCUCAUUCGUGAGACACGUUAUAAUUCUUAUUAGCAAAUGAGUUAUGGGUUAGACCAGUGCUGUCCAACUUCUGUGGUACAGAGGUCGAACAUUUUCUGGUCUACAUGGUGGAGGGCGAUAAUGGAAGCUCCCUGUUUUUUAACUACACCCAUGUUACCACGAGAACUUUUAAGACUAUAUCCACAUUAAUGGUGGUAGCACACCAAAAA